GAGCACCUGCUCCGAGGUUCGUACUGUUUAUAAAAAAGAUCUUAAGUUCUGUCUUGUGUUAUUAUUAUUAGCAUGGCUCCACGAAGAACUAGAAAAGUCAGUCAGGAUUCUGAAGGGCAGCACAACUGUGACCAGAAAAUUAGACUUACCAAGAGAAAGGAGCUGUUUAUUCAACAGUUUGAGAAGGAAGCAAAGGACCGGAUAAAUGAAAUGGAGGCCAAUCUGAACAAAUUACUGGCAACUGUAGACCGUGUCUUCAAAAUAGAGCUAAUGAAAAUGCCGCAGUCCCUGCACACCACGCUGAUAAAAGACCUAAUGAAUGACAAUGACACGUCCGUGGGGGAGGUCACUAUGGCACUCACGUGUGCGUCUCCAGAAAUGAACAAACCCCUAUCUCGAAAACCAAGCAAAAAAGGUUUAAAUGCCACAGCAGGCCAACAAAGGUCAUCGGGUCAAAACAAGACUGCUGCGGUGGAAGGCCCAAAGAAACCUGCUAAGAAGACCCUACACAACAGCAAGAGCACUGGAAGCCUGAGGUGUGCAUCAACUAUCAGUGCAAAAAGGACCCAAGGACGAGUUGUCAAAAUUAGUGAUCAAGCAUUUGGGUUGGAGGGUAAAUCCAGACAAGCAAGUCGCUCCGUCGGUGAUGAAAUGAUGGCUACAGCAACAAUAGUAACUUCCCAUGGAGAAACGCUGUUCCUUUCUGAAGACAAUAAAGAUGACAUCAGUGUUGAGUUGCUUGAUGAUGCGGCUGUAGAUCAGAUGCGAAAGAUCAAGGGUCUAAUGGACUAUCUGUGUAACAAAGUGGGCUUCAAUAACACACGCUGAUGCUUUUUAAUUGCAUUAGCUGCAGCUAGUGUUUAAUCAAUUUUAAAUGUAAAUAAAUAAACUAUAAA
Cyprinus carpio (common carp) is the source of this 896-nucleotide messenger RNA. Its product is annotated as borealin-2-like. Gene Ontology annotation, cellular component: chromosome passenger complex; chromosome, centromeric region; spindle midzone. NCBI's taxonomy places the organism in Eukaryota, Metazoa, Chordata, Actinopteri, Cypriniformes, Cyprinidae. The record is from RefSeq and is a predicted model, not a curated record. Gene Ontology annotation, biological process: mitotic sister chromatid segregation.